AUGUCCGCACGCGAUACUAUCAAACGCUUCAAUGCUGUCGCAGCUGCCAAUGAUGAAAAUUUAAAAAAAAAUCCAUUCUCGGAAACGUAUGGCAUUCAGAAGUUUGAUAAAGAAGCCAUAGACUAUGGUCGACCACCUACAGGAAGCAAAACUGAAGCUAGAGGUGUUAAGGCUGGUGUACACAUCUGUCGAGAGAUACUGUUCUUGUGCGAAAUCAUCAAUGAGAAUGCCGAAGGAGAAGACCCCAAUAAGUUUAUAAAGUUUGGAAAACUAUUCUAUGUAUACUCAUUCUACUCUGACAAGCUUGUGGGCAUGCUCAUCAGAGCUCGUAAAUAUGGAUUAUUGGAUUUCGAAGGAGAAAUGCUAUAUCAGAGACAGGAUGAUAACAAGCUGGUCACAUUAAAUAUGUCAUUAGAUGAGAUUCGUAGGCGAUUAAGGCCAUCUGGAGAUCCAGCUAACUGUGUAAAGCUAACAGCAUAG
Auanema sp. JU1783 is the source of this 480-nucleotide messenger RNA. Lineage: Eukaryota; Metazoa; Nematoda; Chromadorea; Rhabditida; Rhabditidae. The record is from the annotation of a GenBank genome assembly.